This is a messenger RNA of Aphis gossypii (cotton aphid), 1969 nucleotides long. RefSeq lists its product as uncharacterized. Gene Ontology annotation, biological process: sensory perception of taste. The transcript is spliced from 6 exons. The record is from RefSeq and is a predicted model, not a curated record. The coding region runs from base 339 to 1571 and encodes 410 amino acids. NCBI's taxonomy places the organism in Eukaryota, Metazoa, Arthropoda, Insecta, Hemiptera, Aphididae. Gene Ontology annotation, cellular component: dendrite; membrane; neuronal cell body.
AUUCUAAAAUACAAACACAGCGUAUUAUUCAUGUAAUUUAAUUAACCCAAAUAUUGUUAGCGUUGGUUCCGACUUAUUCAAAUACCGUUUAUCAACUUCGAACAUAUUUUCACUUUUGAGAAUUUAAGAAUUAAAUAAGCAAAUAUUUGCAUUGCUCCUAACACAGCUGCUUUGCCGUUGUACGUUAUUGGUUUGAAUAAAUAAUAAUAUUAACCAAAUUCAAUAUUAUAAAUUUAUAAAUGUUCCAGUAAUAUACUAGUAUUAUACUUUCAUUUUUGUAAGUUUGUGUUAAUAAAUCAAUAAAUCAAUUUCUCUUUAACCGUGGAAAAUAUAUUGAAAUGACGUCUGUUUUUAAAUCAACUAUGAAACCAAUUUUAAUUUUAUGUAAAGUUUUCGGUUUGAUUAGAAUUUCAUACACAUUUGAAUCUACUGGAUUAUUAGUCCACAGUAGUAAUAACACAACACAUUAUGCAUUGCUUGAAAUAACCAGAAUGUGCGUCUUGAUAUUGUUUACUUACAUCGUUUAUAUUAGAGGAUUUUAUUACAUAGUGUAUUUCCGUUUAGUUAAAUUUUGGAUUGUCAUUAUUACAUCAAGAUUAUCAGAAAUAUGGAUAAUUAAGUUGAUCAAUGAAAUCAUAGAGUUUGAUCAAAAACUUACACUUCUUUCACCAGCAUUUAUGGUUCGUCAUCGUUCACUAAGUAAAAAAAGAUGGAUCAUUAUUGCGACUUCGUUAUUUUUAUAUCUUAUUGGAUACGAAGUGUGUGCUUUAUACUUAUGGCAGCUGAAAACUGUAAAUAUUAGUACUGUACCAGUGUUAUUUUUUAGUAUGCCAUAUAUAACAGACUUUGUGGUUAUUAUCACAAUUUGUUUUUAUCUCAAUAACUUAAGCUAUAGAUUUCAAACAUUAAAUGAUUUCUGGAAAUGUCUUCCUACUGGAUUAGUCCCCACUCACAAUGAAUGGACAAAUUCUGAAAUAGUUAUGUUGGUAGAGAGCAUUAGGUUAUUGCAUGCUAAACUAUCUGAAAUAUUAAAAAUAUUCAAUUUAAGUUAUGGUUUAUUGCUGUUAGGUUUCUUUGUAUGCAGCUUUGUAGAUUUUAUGUACAUAUUUUAUUUGAUGAUAUAUCAUGAGCUAACUACACCAAAAAUUAGUUUUACCCAAAAUAUUGUAAAAUAUUUGCCACUACAUGUAUUUAACAUACAAUUAAUAGUUUUUUUGGUAUCCAUCAUCGUUGCUGUUUCAUGGAUAAAAGAAGAGAGAAACAAAAUAAUAUCAUAUUUACGUUCAAACCGGAUUUCAAAUUUACCAGUGGACACAAAAAUACAAGUUAAAAUGUUUAUGAAUCAAAUAAAUGUUUCGGAAUUUGAUGAAAUAUCAGCAUUCGGAUUUUUCAAUAUCAAUUUAAAUUUAGUCGUAUCAAUACUUGUAUUACUAAUGACCGGAUUAGCAUCAUUGAUACAAAUGAGAAACCAUCCAAUUAUUACUGCUAUGAUCAACAAUACUCAAUCAUUUUACACAAUUUGGAAAAAUGAAAAUUCAAACGCCAGUCGUUCAAGAAACAUUACGCUCUAAUCAAAUAAAUUUUAGAAGUAUACAAUUCGCUUUUUGUCGCGGACUAAAAUAUGCCUAAUAAUUAAUAGUAUUAUCACUUUAAAAAACGACAUCACAAUCAAUAUUUAAAACUCAAUAGUAAUUUUAAUAAAAUACUUUUAAAGUUUAAACUCAUUAUUAUUAUUUGUGGAUGUAGAAUUAAAUUAAUAGAUCAAUUUUAUAAUACCAAUGAUCAUAACGUUGAGUGUACACUGUACAUCGAGAUUCCAUGAACUUUUUAUGUAUUGAAUUCGGCGGCUCAUGUAGAUAAUAUUAUAAACUUUCACUAAAUAUAUUGGAUAACGAGAGGGUCAGUUCCUCUAGAGUAAUGGGUAUAUUAAAUUUGAAUUAAAUGAUAUUCUGAACGGAGACGGUAAACA